Haemorhous mexicanus (house finch) is the source of this 2578-nucleotide messenger RNA. RefSeq names its product nibrin (gene NBN). Bases 129 to 2408 code for a protein of 759 amino acids. Gene Ontology annotation, cellular component: Mre11 complex; nucleus. Lineage: Eukaryota; Metazoa; Chordata; Aves; Passeriformes; Fringillidae. The transcript has 16 exons. Gene Ontology annotation, molecular function: protein binding; damaged DNA binding. Gene Ontology annotation, biological process: telomere maintenance; mitotic G2 DNA damage checkpoint signaling; double-strand break repair via homologous recombination. The record is from RefSeq and is a predicted model, not a curated record.
CGGUUGCGUCCCUCCCCUUAUCCCGGCCCGGCGCGCGGGAUCGCGGUGGCUGUGGCAGAUCCCGGGAUUUUUCUCUCCCCGGCCCGGCUUUAUCCGGGUUGCCGGGGGCUUCCGGGCGGUGCUCCAGGAUGUGGAAGCUGGUGCCCGCCUCGGGAAAAGGAGAGCCAUACCGGCUUUUAAGCGGUGUAGAAUACCUUGUUGGACGCAGGAACUCCGCAAUUUUAAUUCAGGAUGAUCAGUCUAUCAGUCGAAGUCAUGCAGUUCUGACUGUAAGUCGUCCUGAAACAAGCCCUAGUCAGUCUCUCUCAGUACCUAUAUUAACAGUAAGAGAUACAUCCAAAUAUGGUACUUUUGUUAAUGGAUCAAAACUCAAUGGUACUUCAGUAUCUUUGAAGUCUGGUGACAGAAUCAAUUUUGGAGUCUUUGAGAGCAAGUUUAGAGUGGAAUAUGAACCUUUGGUUGUCUGCUCCUCGUGUUUAGAUGUAGCUCAGAAAAAUGCUUUAAAUCAAGCCAUCCAGCAGCUUGGAGGCCUUGUAGUGAAUGAAUGGACAAAAGAAUGUACCCACCUUGUAAUGGUAUCAGUAAAAGUUACUGUUAAGACUAUAUGUGCUUUGAUUUGUGCUCGACCAAUUAUAAAACCAGAGUUUUUUUCUGAAUUAAUCAGAGCUGUUCAGUCCAGGCAACAGUUGCCAAAUCAUGAAAGCUUUUAUCCUCCAGUUGAUGAGCCUUCCAUUGGCAGUGACAACUUGGAUUUAUCUGAGCAUUGUGAAAGGAAAAAAAUAUUCAGUGGAAAAACUUUUGUAUUUCUAACUGCCAAGCAGCACAAGAAACUGGGUCCAGCAGUUGUUCUUGGAGGAGGGGAAGUAAAGUUGAUGACAGAAAGAAGAAAAGAAAUGCCUUUACUGCUUUCUCCUGAAGUUUGUGUAGUUGAUGUGGGUUUGGCAAACUCUCAGAUCUCAGGAUCUGACUCUAUGACAAACUGGACUGAUUCCAUUCUGACUGACUUGGAAAGCAAGAAUCUUAGGGCUAUUCCAGAGGCAGAAAUUGGAUUGGCAGUUAUCUUCAUGUCUACAGAAAAAUACUGCAACCCUCAAAAGCAGCCUGCUUCCAAAGCUCUUGCAGCUGUACCUGAAAGUUCUGCAUCAGCUGUCGUAGGCCGAGCCAUUUCGCAGAGUCUGGCUGUGGAUGAAACCGUAAUGCCAACUGCUGCAGAUAGCAGCCCCUUAUACAUAGCUGAUACAGAGGAGCAGACAUGUAUGGAGAUAGAGAAUACUUCCCAGGUGCAUAGACAAAAGAAAAUGGCUUUCCAGGAUACAACUGGAAAGAAAAACAGUGGCACAAGUGGCAGUGUAAAUGCAGGAACAUCGAUACCUAGAGGGAACAGAACAUCUGGGCUCAGUCAGAGAAGUCAGCCUGUCUCGCCAUCUAAAAUUCCAGAAGCUGGCAAACCUCGUGAGAGUGCUGCACGUCACCAGUCGAACUCAAUUACAAAUUACUUCCAGGUUUCUAGAAAAAGGGAAAGAGCUGAAGAAGAAGAAACAUCUGUACCCAAAAUAGCAAAAUUGGAGGAAAGGUCAUCACCUCUUCCCAAGUGCACUGAAUCCACAACUUCAUUGAUCUGCAACAGUGAAGCAAAACAGCAUCAAAAGAAAAAUAACAUCCUCGACCCAAACCCAAAUUUUGCAGAAGACAGGGGUAUAAAGCCUAUGAGGGAAAGUGUCAAACUAACAAGUGAUAGAACAGACACUGAAACCACUUCUAGUGAAAAUCAUGCACCAAAAAAAAGAAAGGAAUUAGAUGAUUUAUCUAAAGAUACAGAAGCACUAGAAAUUGUGUUUGGAAGUGGAGAUAUAGACUGGGAAGAUCAAAUUGCAGAUCAUGACCAGGAAGCUCAGAGAAGUAAACGAAAAAGACAGUGUUUGGAAGCCAAAGGAAGCAGGAUUCCAGAAGUAAAUGUAAAUCAGCAAGAGGAGAAUAAAGUAUUGAAAGAAGAGGAACUUGGAUCAGUUCUAUCUUCAGAAAUGAAAAGCAAUAUCAAGCAAGAGUCUCCAGUGUUGAACCACAGCAAACUGCAAGAUGACUCCAGCAAUCUUCCUAGCAGGCUUCUGUUGACAGAGUUCAGAUCACUGGUUGUCAGCCAUCCAAGACAGAACAGUCAUCUCUCUGGAAAUAACAGCUAUGGGGGAAAGAAAAAUUUCAAAAUGUUCAAAAAGGUAGCUUACCCUGGGGCAGGUCAACUUCCACACAUUAUUGGAGGAUCAGAUUUGAUUGCUCACCAUGCGAAAAAGAAUUCAGAGCUAGAAGACUGGUUAAGGCAAGAAAUGGAGGAACAGAACCGACACGCAAGAGAAGAAUCACUUGCUGAUGAUCUCUUUAGAUAUGAUCCUAAUGUGAAAAGAAGAAGAUAAAUUGUGACCUGGAUUUAUAGUGUUUCUCUGGCAAAACCUGCUUUCUGUUCCUUAGGUUUCCUGGUUACAGUGUGUAUGAUGUUCCUAUAUAUGACCAUUUGAAUAUCUCUUAUUGUAAGAUAUGUUUUCUAAGUCUUGCUUUUAUUAAAGAAAAAGAAAAGUUCCUUUCA